Messenger RNA from Fusarium verticillioides 7600, 837 nucleotides. RefSeq lists its product as hypothetical. Lineage: Eukaryota; Fungi; Ascomycota; Sordariomycetes; Hypocreales; Nectriaceae. The transcript has a single exon. The record is from RefSeq and is a predicted model, not a curated record. Bases 1 to 837 code for a protein of 278 amino acids.
AUGAUUGCUGCAAAGCUUCUCACCGCCGUUGCGGCUUUGAUUCUUCAGCCCGUUCUGGCUGGGCCUUGUCGCCCGAUCUCGCGGUCAACUACGGCGUCUGCUGCGUCUUGGACUUCUCUCACAUCCACAGCCAUGUUCACUUCACUCCCUUCCACUACUGACCUUACGUCUGUACCCAUUGUGGCCCUGUCGUCCUCUCACACUCUGGUGGGGGAAAGCACCGCUACAAGCGACACAGUGACCAAGGAAACUUCGGCCACCGAGACCUCGUCUGAGGCAGCUAGUAGUGCGUCAGUCACCACAGGAGAUUCUUUGACUAUUAUCUCCGCUACUACAACUAGGUCUGGACUUUACACUACUGAGUCUCAGACAUCGCAAACCUCCUUGAUUGGUUUGACCACCACUGAGGGCAUUUCUUCUACAACGGAGGCCUCUUCAAUUGAUACCGUCAGCAGUGAAACUGCAACUGCAACCACUGUCACUUCCACCACUACGACCGACCGAGACUCCGUAUCCGAGUCUUUUCAUACUGUCACUACCAAUACUGAGUCUCAUACUACUAUGACUGAUACUGCCACUACUACAGAGGGGUCUUUGACUGUUACAGCUUCCUCAACUUCGGCUGAUGCAACACCUACAACUACAGCAGAGUCAACGACGAUUUAUGCUAGUACUUCCGCCACCUCGACUCUCGAAGCAUUUACAACCACCACUGGCUUCAUCACCUUAACUACGGUUGCUACUACCACUCUCAUGACAUCUACAUACACCACAACAACUGAGGUCACAUCUACAACAAGUGAGGAGUGCCAAAUUUAUCCUUAUAUGCUGGUUUAA